ACUCCAAAUUGUCCAUAGGUAUGAAUGUGAGUGUGAAUGGUUGUUUGUCUAUAUGUGCCCUGUGAUUGGCUGAAGACAAUUUUUUCUGUUUUCAUAUCCUGUCCUGACCGUCCUCUUUAAAAAAAAAUUUGAUUUGAAAGUGAUGAAAAUGUGGGCUGCCAUGUGGAUGGCUUUUUUAAGUAGUGUUGCCAAAAAGCCAAAAACAAAGCUAAAUAUGCAAUCCUCUGAUUCUUGCUGAGUUGAGGUCUCUUAAAAUCUGUGACGUCAUGAAAGUUCUUAUGACUUUAGCGGGCACACUUUUCCCACACUUAUUGGUUACAUUCCAAAAGUUUUUUUUUCUGUUGUUGUGCUGGUUUUUGAAUGUUCUUUCAUUGGAAUUGUGUUUAUGACUAUAAUAUACUAUAAUUUUCUACCGGGCCGCACGGUGUCCUAGUGGUGGCUGGCCACACGGUCAGGAGAUGGGGAAUAUCUUGAUUUGGGCAUAUGUGUGUGGCGCAAAACAGUGGUGCAUUUCAAGUUUAAUGCAGUUUAACUAUAGUGGCUCACUGCUGACAUGACCUGUUUUUGUCCUGUGGAAUACAACUUUAUUGGAGGUGUGGUGUUUAUUUUUUAAUGCAAAAAUUUAAUGCACUAUUACAUAGGCCACUCUUGUGAAAUAUUCUUAUGGAAUAUUCUUGUGAAAUAUAAAUAAAUACAUGAAUAGAAACACGCCACAGUAGGACACAGUACAGUUGCACACUGCAAACUUCAAUGGCAAUAACAGAGGUGCUGUUAAAAAAAAUACUUUUUCUCACUUGUUACUGGUUAGCUCAGUUAUUGCAUAUUACUACAUAUCUUAUACACCAUGGCUCAAUUUAAUUUAGCUCAGCUACGGUGAACGGAUGAGAAUGACCUUUCAGGGAGAAUGAUAAUGUACGUAUGUGUCCACCAGAAGGUUAAAUGAAUGCAGCAUAAUCCAUUGUUGUUUAUUAUUUAAUAGCUCAUCUAUAAACUGUAGUGUAAAGACACAACAUGGAUGAGUUGAUGGAUUACGGUUGUUUGCCUAACAGAGAAGAGCAUAGCAUCCACAUCACGUCAGCUCACAAAAAAGUGUGAUGCAAACGAGAGCUGCCUUGCAACAUGUUUAACAUAAUUAUAAUAUUACUAAGAGGCCCGAGCUCAGAGAGGAACGCUGAGUGCACUCAUAAAUGUUCGACUGUAUCUCAUCAUAAUUUGUCAUUUCCAUUUGAAUUCAAGUGGCUUUUUUUCUGUUUUAUCUUCACCAGACUCAGAAAAAAUAAAUAAAUAUAAGUAAAGUAAAACAAGUUGGUGCAUUGCUAAAGUUAUUGUUAAAUGAAUCAUAUUAUUGUUAAUUUUUUUACACGCAAUUAAGUAUGAAUUGCAUGGAAAACCGAAUAUAUGAAUACUUUUCAGACACUUCAACGUCUAAGUUGCCUCUAACAGGAAGUGUAUGUUUAUUACUACUGUAUUUCUGAAGGUGAUGCUGACAUAUUUUGAUGGACUUCAUGGGUGAACAUGUGGAUAUAGAUACAUGAUUCUGUAUAAUGUCAACAUUAUUUUUUUUAUUUCUGGAUGCAUAAUGUAAAAUUAUUAAUGACAAAUGUAUAUAUAUGAAGAUGUAUAAUGUGCUGCUGAUCCAUAUUAUGAUUAUUCUGCUGUGGUCUGCAUUAACUUACUCUUCCGAUGGGCAGUUUUUUCUUCAAGGAGAAGGAGGUGAACGUGACCACCUCAUCUGAUCUGGGAGCAAAGGUCAAAGCAAUCUGCGGAACGUCACUGAUGACCACCUGUGAAUUAUUCAUUAAGUCAACCAUACUUGAAGAGUCUGGUUUCCUUCGUGUGCUGGAAGCUAUCACAUUACGUAACAAUAGUAAUUAUGCUGUCUGGUAAUAUUAAUGUGUGUCCUUCCUUUUCCCUGUCAGCUCUGUCAGAACUAUAUGUGGGUAUGUUUACAUGACCAAAAAAUUGUUUGUGUUUUUAAAAUAAGUCAUGUUCAAAGAGAAAGCUGAAAAAACACAACAAGACAAUAGAUUCUAAUAGUAGCCAGUUGUUGGCAUGCAAUGUACAUGGUGUUCAAAUUUUAGGCAAUAUGGAAUUAAUGCGUCUCCAAUGCGUAUAAUACAAAACUAAGCUCAGUGAUAUUUAUGAAAAUCCAGAUCAAAAUUUAUGACAAGAAAGCACAUUUGUUCCCAAAUAUUUUUUAUUUUAAACCAAUUUGUUCCCAUAAUAUUUACCACAAAAUCUAUGCUAAAUAAAAUAAAAUAAAAUAAAAUAAAAUAAAAUAAAAUAAAAUAAAAUAAAAUAAAAUAAAAUAAAAUAAAAUAAAAUAAAAUAAAAUAAAAUAAAAUAAAAUAAAAUAAAAUAAAAUAAAAUAAAAUAAAAUACGUAUACUGACUACAGAAUAAUACAGAUCAUAUUCAAGCACUUUUUACCUUGGUUUCCAUUUUAAUAAUGCUUGGACUUCCACUUUUUGUACCAUAGUCCACAAGAUGCUGUUAUCACAUUAACAAACAAUAAAAAUGUUUCUCUUUCUGUCCAGCUUCAACUAAAAAAAAAUAAAAAAUCACUGAAUUGGCACAUUAUCCGAUGAAAUGCAGGUCAGGCCACCGUGAGCGUGGUUUUUUGCUUCAUCCGCAAGCCCACCUACUAUCAAUGAAUGACAAUAAAAUUACAGUGAGAAAAAUCCAGUGUAUUUCUUUUUUCAGUUAGAGCUAAAUUUACAAAGAAGUCAAAUGUAAGAUGAAUGGCAGAGCUACUCAUUACUUCUUUGCAAUAAUUUUUUUUUGUCUCACUCGUAUUUCGUCUUUGUGCCUUUGAAGCCCUAUUUGAGAUGAAACAAUGUAAAAUGUAAAUUCUUGCAAUUUUUCAACUGGUCUUAAAAUUUUGAUCCGGAGUGUAUGCUGUAUAUACAUUGUUGAUGAUGUAAGUGUUUUAUAAGCUUGGGUUGAAAGUACCUACAGAGUCAAGUUAGAAUCAUGAAUUUUGUUAUGGACCAUAAGUUUUCUCCAGUGUGUUAUCAGUGCAAGACGUACUGUAUAUGCAGCUUAUGAAAAUGAAAGAAGCUGUUAGCUUUUACUGUCUCCAUUGACUGAAAGAUGUGGCAUAACUGUACAAACAGAUGUAUCCUGGUUGUUAAGGAUUCGAUGAAUGUCACCUAUACUCCCACCUCGCCCUUUAUUUAAACCCUGCUGUUCAAGCUGUGCUGAGCAACUGAGCCAGUCAAUAAUAAAAAAUCAAAUGUCGUUAAAAAUACACCAUAAAAAUUUUUAAGAAAAUGUUUUCUUCCUUGGAUGACAUUAUCUGGAAGAAAGACUGAAGUACUGGGAAGACUCGGCCAAAUAUUGAUCUUUGGUGAGUGUGUUGAAUCAGUAUCUGACUCCCCUCAGGUGUUGCAUGGCCUAAGCCCCACCUUAAAAGAGAUGCAAAUAUACCUCCGCAGGUUUCAUUUUACACCCGGAGGCAAAGAACAGCAGUCAUCGGAUGACAGGAGCUCUUUUGCAAUGAAAACCAGCCAGCAUGCAGUCAUCAGCUGAGAGCCCUUGACAAAAGGAUCAGUUAACCGGUCACAAGUGCCAUCCCCAUCGCUUUGCCGCUGCCACCACUGCCACCAUGGCCAUUGCAGAUCUUUUAGGAGUCCAAUUCGACAUGCAGCUGCUGGUCAAGAUGAGUAUUUCUGUGGGGACAAUGCUUCUGGUGUCGUUGGCCUACAGGUUCUACAGCUCCAGGAACAGAGAAGAAAGCUCGGUCCAGGACAGCCAAGCACCACAGACUUGCCUGAGGUGCAAGACAGUCCUGCAGGGCACUGGUACGGAUGAUGAAUCUUCGCUCGUUGAUGAGCCAUCAUCUGGAAGUACCAAGGCAGAUGAUUAUGCAACCCAAGAACUUGGUAACAUGGCACACAGUACUCAACACACUGACAAAGAAGUGGCAUUGGUGACCUCCUGGGAUACUUCAACCGAUCAACCGUCUCUGGACCUUCUCGAUCCAAAAAAAAACGGGCUAGCCAGUUCAAAAGGCAGACGUUCGCCUUGCUUGUUGAAGAAGUUGGACGGCGGUACAGGCGUGGGCAGAGAACUGAGGAACGACUUGGAGCAACAUGGUGUCUACUCUAGCUUCUACUCCAAGGCAGAGGUCAAGGUGGAGGAUGCCAAACUUGUACCGGAAAGUCCAGAAGACCAGAUAGUGCUUGGAAAGAUAUACGAAUACUAUGUGGAGAGUUCUUCUCACUUUACUACAGAGCCAACCUCCCUGUUGGGUAAGAAUGAGAAGAAAUCUGAGUCCCAAGAAGAGCAUGAAGGCCAUCGCAACAUGGCAGAUUCUCCUUCUUCUGCAGAACCUGACGUUACUGAGGGAUCCGAGUCUGUUGGGAAUCAAAAGCUGAUGUCCUCGCAAGGGUCUGUACCCGUAUGCAAGCAAAGCGAUCUGUCUGCUGGAAGUCCACUUCCACCCUCUGUCAGCUCAACCAGCACUGAUCCCCUGGCGGUCAGUCCUUCCACAAAUAAUACAUGCCUCAGCGUGAAUAAAGGAUCUGAUCAAGGAGCUGGACCAGUCAGUCCUUUGGUACACCUUUCCGCUAAAAAUCCAGAUUUUGAAACCCUAAAAAGUCAAGUGGAUCUAGGUAACUGUCUUGAGGUGCUCCAUUUUGCCAAAAAAAACGGGCAGAGCUCUGUGGAGCAAGCAGCCCUCAGGUUCAUGUCCAACAACUACUUCCAGGUCCUGCAGGACACCAACCUUUAUGGGCGGCUCACAGAUGCCUCACGGGAACAACUACAGAGGCAAAGAACAAGAGGAAAACGAUUCAUUAUGGUGGCAGAUAUGAACCCCCAAGACUGGUCGAGGAACACCGGAGCAACGAGAAGAAUGUCUAGCGCUUUGUACUAUUAUAACGACUGCGUGGAUGCUUGGCAGAUGCUUUGCCCCAUCCCGCAGGAAGUCAUCAGCAAAGCCUGUGCCAUGUGCACAAUGGAUAACUACUUAUUUGUUGCGGUGGGAUGCCAAGGAACCGAUAGUGAAAUGAGCCCCUCCAAGCGAGUGUUCUGCUACAAUCCAUUGACAGACAUUUGGAAGGAGAUCAGUCCCAUGAAUGAAGCCAGACCUCGCUGUAAAUUGGCUGCACUGGACGGCCACGUCUACGCCAUCGGCGGGGAGUGCCUCUCCUCAGUCGAGCGCUAUGACCCACGAUUGGACAGAUGGACUUUUGUGGCCCCUCUCCCUAACGAUACAUUUGCCGUCGCCCAUCAUGUGACAGUAUGCAACGGGGAGCUAUUUGUGUCCGGGGGGAGUCUCCGUUGCAUGCUGCUGCGCUACAGCCCCAAAACGGACACAUGGAGGGGGAGUCUGCUGGCAAGCGGGAAAGACAGAAUCGUAGACAUGGUGGCCGUGGGAUCGUUUCUGUAUCGCUUUGAAGUCAACUCUCAUCUGGGGGUUAGCGUGUACCGUUACCACACUGUGGCCCGACUGUGGUACGAGUGUGCCACCAAACGCCUUGCCCACUGCCCCGCUUUCCAGUGUGUCGCGAUGGACGAUUGUGUCUACUGUGUCAGCCGCCACUUCACGCUGAAGUUUGAGGCUGACGAGGUCUCUCCUGCUUUCGCAGACGACAAUUUCAGUGUCCCUCCUGCAGCCAAGGGCUUACUCGUUCCCUUUGUCUUGUCACUCCCUGAUAAGAGGCCUCUCCAGACCAGUGUCUAGCACAGGUUAGGGUUUUUUUUUCACAGCUAAGAGACCAGGGUUCAAUUCCACUCUCGGCCAUCUCUGUGUGGAGUUUGCAUGUUCUCCCCGUGCAUGCGUGGGUUUUCUCCGGGUACUCCGGUUUCCUCCCACAUUCCAAAAACAUGCUAGGUUAAUUAAUUGGCGACUCCAAAUUGUCCAUAGGUAUGAAUGUGAGUGUGAAUGGUUGUUUGUCUAUAUGUGCCCUGUGAUUGGCUGGCGACCAGUCCAGGGUGUACCCCACCUCCCGCCCAAAGACAGCUGGGAUAGGCUCCAGCACCCCCCGCGACCCUCGUGAGGAAAAAGCGGUAGAAAAUGAAUGAAUGAAUGAAUGAAUGAAUAACAUUCUGUUUCCUAGCUCGACUAUGAUGGCCGUAACGAGCUAUGAGCCCUCAGAGGUCCAGACUCACGAUGAUAUAUGCAAGCUUACCCAAAGUGCGUUGGAUGAAUUGAUUAGCUAAACGUUUUAUAUGUGCAGCUGUACAUGCUGGAUGUUUAAUAUUCAUACAUUAUUCAUUAAUAAAGUCAGAAUACAACAAAAUACAACGCAGUAAAAACCUCUAUGCAUGGGGAUCUUGAAAUAAUGCCCUACUUUGACUGACCGUGUUUGCUUUGUGCAUGCUUUUUUUUGACCCCGCCAAAAUAAAUUCUUUACAGUUUUAUUGCAAUUACUCUUCCUCCCAACUUUAUUAGCCGUCCCUGCCCAGGGAUGUAAAAAUAUUACUGUCCUGAUGGCAGUCCAAUGACUGUUUGCUUAGAUUAACGCUGCAUGUGCUGCCAUGCAAACAGUUUUGCUCCCUUAGAUUUGCUGCUCCUUCCCUGCCACUAAAUGACUGUUACAUCAUUUCAGAUGCUCAACUUCGAGCUCCGAGUAUUAUUCAUGAGUAAGUGUUGCAGUACGUCAUAUACAUUAUACAAAUUGGGCAAUAGAGCCACAAUCUAUCACGGUGCUGCGAGUGCACUGGGCACAAAUAUAGCUGGCACAGUGGCCUGAAUAGAACGCAAUUAUCUGCAGCCGCUGUGUAAAUAUGACAGCAUGUAAAUGGGAGUGUCGUGCAGUACAAAUAGGUGAGCUUCCAAAAGCAAUCGUCACGAGUGGCCAGAAACUGUAGCCGAGUCCAUCUACAACAUGUAUUUAUUUUUUUAUUGCACAAAAAAUCCGAGACAUGUACAUACUUGUUGUUGUUUGCUUUUAUAUGUGCAUAUGCAUUAACUGCAUUAUGAAGUGCUGUAUGUUAGAAUGCUGUAUAUGGUGAAAUCUAUAAAGAAAUAACUUAAAUAAUGUAAAUAUCCAACAUUGGGGCUCAAGGAGCAUCCUAUCCUGUCUUUGAGACUGACAGCAUCCCUGGAGAGUGAUGCUGCUACAGCACCAUCAUGUGGUUCAGGCAGCAAACAGAGCAUUGCUCUGAGCCUGACAGGUUGCACACUCCAAAACCUCCCUCAACAUCAUGCGCAGGACGCAGGUGGCGUCAGCACAGCGGAGCAUCUAAAGCUGCCACCAGUCGAUGUGGCAGCGAAAAAAAGAUAGUUGACGCAGAUGGUUGACCAUCAAACAUGAGCUUUUUUUGAUUCUUUCUCAUUAAACACUUUGAUUCCAUGUAAUUAAACACCUAAUGGGAUGGGAGUUGCGUGCAUCCCUGCAGACGUCACCUUGGAUGACACAUGACAAAAUGCACGGGUCACUUCCGGCGUUGACAUGUGUUUCAUUUUGUUUUGUUUUAUUUCUUUCCCUGCACAGGGAAUCUAGGAGAACAACACAUUCCGAGUUAAAGAGAUGAGGAAUUUGUAUACAGUCAUCCUGCAUGUGUAAACAAUACAGUAUAUCCGCCAAAGUAGAAUCAUACAAACUAAAUAGUGUUUGAACCAACAAAUGACAUAAAACUAACACGGGGGUUCCAAGAUACCACUGCUCGUCCCUCAUUGGUCGGGCAGCUUUGUUAUUGUAGCAUUUGAGGACAGCCGUGCAGCCCUGUAUUAUGUUAAUCAUGUUAUUUGAUUCGCUAAUGUAGAAUAAACAACACAAUUCCCUGACUACCUUACAUUUUAUUCCCAUUGAUAAUACUCAUAAUUCCUCAUAUAUGGCCUGUAAUUCCACUUGUAAAAUAUCACAGAAUGUUGCAUCUCAAGGCAUAACUGCUGCUUUGAUUCCAGUAGGCCAUGUUUGGUUGGGAAAGCUAUAAAGGAAGUCAUUAACAUCUCUCCGCAACAAUAAAACGCGCAUCUGGGCAAAGAUACUUUUCAUUGCUCACGAGCAAGGCUGCUCCAUGUAUACAAAAUAUAUACAACCCUUAGGUGUGUUGUACUCAUCGCCGGGGUACAGAUUAAUAUUUAAUUCCUCACAUAUAAUAUCUGGCUUGCUGAUGCACGGCCUCUUAAACUCUAGUCUGGUCAGGCUGGU
Doryrhamphus excisus (bluestripe pipefish) is the source of this 8104-nucleotide messenger RNA. It is a transcript of the gene klhdc7a, whose product is annotated as kelch domain containing 7A. Gene Ontology annotation, molecular function: protein binding. The record is from RefSeq and is a predicted model, not a curated record. NCBI's taxonomy places the organism in Eukaryota, Metazoa, Chordata, Actinopteri, Syngnathiformes, Syngnathidae.